GAUUUUCGCCCAGCGCCAUUUUCUUUUUAGUUUCUCUUGACCGCCGGGAACGAGGAGGGUCUUCGCGUUUGUCUUAUGUGUGGAAUUAUUAAAUCGUCGUGAUUCUCUUCUUUUUUAUUUAAUUUUCGAUUGCGUUGUUGCAAGUGAGCCACAAUGGUGAACAACCGAGUCCCCUCAGUAUUGAGUAAGACCUACUCUACGCCUCGGCGACCAUACGAAAAGCCUCGAUUGGAUGCUGAGUUGAAAGUUAUCGGUGAAUAUGGACUCAGGAACAAGCGUGAAGUCUGGAGAGUAAAAUUCGCUCUGGCCAAAAUCCGUAAAGCAGCCCGAACUCUUCUUACCUUGGAAGAAAAAGACCCCAAGAGGUUGUUCGAAGGUAAUGCUCUUCUACGUAGGUUAGUACGCAUUGGUGUGUUAGACGAAAGCAAAAUGAAGCUCGAUUACGUAUUGGGUCUGAAGAUCGAAGAUUUCUUAGAGCGCAGAUUGCAAACCCAGGUUUUCAAAUUAGGAUUAGCCAAGUCUAUUCAUCAUGCCCGAGUUCUCAUCCUUCAAAGGCAUAUUUUGCUACCCUCAAGGUGACAUUGCAAAGAUCCUUACAUCCAUUGUUCAGUUACCCAAACUGUGGAGCAGUGAAACCCCUCAGAUUCCACGAAUAAUCCCAGAGGAGCUAAUUUUGCCCUUCUUGCCACUUCAAAGAUGGAAGCUUUUCCUCUUAGAAUGUUGGAAUUAAGUGGCUAAAUCUAUUUCCUCAUUAGCCUUUCAGGCCACUUAGGAGUCUAAGGUAUACCCUUGGCUCCUAACGUCUGAUAUCACCUGAUUGUGAUCGGCAAGAUCUAGCCUCUCAGGCCACUUAAGAGUCUAAGGUCUACCCUUGGCUCCUAACGUCUGAGCUAUCCCUUGUGAUGGAAAA
This is a messenger RNA of Bemisia tabaci, 910 nucleotides long. NCBI's taxonomy places the organism in Eukaryota, Metazoa, Arthropoda, Insecta, Hemiptera, Aleyrodidae. The record is from RefSeq and is a predicted model, not a curated record.